Saxophila tyrrhenica is the source of this 1392-nucleotide messenger RNA. RefSeq lists its product as uncharacterized. The record is from RefSeq and is a predicted model, not a curated record. The transcript has a single exon. NCBI's taxonomy places the organism in Eukaryota, Fungi, Ascomycota, Dothideomycetes, Mycosphaerellales, Extremaceae. Gene Ontology annotation, molecular function: 1-alkyl-2-acetylglycerophosphocholine esterase activity. The coding region runs from base 1 to 1392 and encodes 463 amino acids.
AUGCCUUUACUCAGCAGCAAACUACCCAACUACUCUGGACCCUACCAAGUGGGAGUUGUCGACAUUGAGGCUCCGACCGAAAAGAGAUUAAUCAGCGAGCAUGUCUUCAAAGACACCCAGCAACCGGCCUUCGCGCUUGAGAGUGUCCUGUUCUCGAUGUACUAUCCUGCAAACAAAGGCGCAAUAUCAACAAAACCUCACCAUCCGUGGAUAUCCGAUUUUGCACAGCAGGGCGAGGGCUAUGCCAGGUUCGCUCGGAUAAACAACGUCUUCACCAACAACAUUUUCAGCUGGGCUCUGUGGACUCUUGUCGGCAGCACCGUCGUACCAGCGGAAGUGGACGUUCCCAUCUACGGCACGUCAACACAGUAUGAUUCCAGCACGGAAGUUCCAAUGGAGGCGGGCUUACCGAAGUUCCCGGUAAUCGUCUUCUCACACGGAAUGGCUUCAAGUCGCACCAGCUACACGCAAUGGUGUGGCGAGCUCGCAUCUCUUGGCUUCAUCGUGGCAGCAAUCGAGCAUCGGGACGGCAGUGGGCCUGGCAGCAGUGUCAUGCUCAAGGACGGUAGUUCUCGAGAGGUUUACCACAUCAGCGAGAGCAUGCUGGAACCCCAGCCAGAGACACCAGAGUUCAAGCAGAUUCAAAUCGCCAUGCGCCAGGCAGAAAUCGAAGAGACAGUCCGCGUUCUACGGCAGAUCAACGACGGCCACGGCAAGGACGUCUUCGCUUCCAACGCUCGCAGCGAAGGCGACGAUUUGGCAGCAUGGAGAGGACGCAUCAACAUGGACAGGAUUGUGGUCGGCGGUCACUCCUACGGCGCAACUGGAGCUCUUCAGGCUCUGAAAGACGCUCCGAACGACAAGCGCCCCUUCGUCGGUGGACUGAUACUUGACCCCGGCAAGCAGAGCGGACCGCUUCAGUCUGACAUCGACGUUCCGAUCUUGGUGGUUCACUCGCAGUCGUGGUCUGCCCGGCACUCUAUCUUCGAAGGACGACCGCACUUCGAGGUGGUCAAAGACCUCGUGAAAAAGGUCAUGAGGAAAAAGGAGGGCAAGAAGCAGCAGUCUGCGUGGUUCCUGACUUCGAAGGGUACCUCGCAUCCAUCGGUGACCGACGCUCCGCUCAUCGAGCCCAUGCUCUUGUCCUGGACCACGGGCUCGACAAUUGAUGUCCGCGAAGGUGUUAUGCAGUACGUCAAGGUCGGCGAGGAGUUCAUGCACUUUCUUGAGAAUGGAGAGCGGAUCGGGGUGUUGGCUGAAGACGUAACGCACCCUGUGUACGACCAGGAUGAGCGAGAUCCUGAGAGGAAGGCACAUAUGAGUCAGGAUAUCGGAAAGUACUGGCAGAUUCAUGUCGCUCCACCAUCAACCGACAAGAAGCAGCGUGGAUGA